AUAAUAUGUACUAAAAAGUCUCUUAUAUCAAAAUCAAAUAUUAACUAUAAAAAUGCUUUCAUCAAGUUAACGUUUAAUGGUUGAAGAAAAUAAAUAACAUAACCUAUACAAAACAAUAGUGGACAUGGAUAUUGUGAAUAAUAAAAAACAUCAGAAUGAUUUGCUCCAACGCGUAGGACAUUCUCAGCAGCGUGUGCUCAUACGUAAUGCACUAUCUAUUCUCUCGCUCAUAUGCAAUGCGAUGUCACAACCUUCAAGCCACAAUACAACGUAAUUGUACGUAUAAAAUGUAUUGAGUGAAUAUGUCUCAAACAAGGCCCUAUAGUACGGAAUGGUGGCCAGCAUAGGCGGGCCGACUGUCUGAGCAUCACGGUAGCAUGCGCAAGCGAUCCCGUGGCGCUCCUCGUUAAGACGGAAAGGGUACCGCUAGUUUUUUGCUGUAUAUGUUCAUUAAUCUGUCAACUUAUAAGCUGUGCAAUAACAAUGGUUUUUAUCGCUGCUGUAGUACUAAUAAUACUGUUUGCUGGUAAAUAUAUUAACAAUGAAUAACAUCAAUUAAGAAGAAAAUAUCAGCUAUAGCAAAUUUUUAAAUGGUACAAAUUAUUCCUGUAUUUUAUAGUAAAAACUACUAAAAUAAAUUUAAUAAUACGAUUAAACAGUUAUUAAGUUUAUUUAUGGAGAAACCUUAUUAAUAGAAUCGGUCAUACAUCAAUUAUUUAAGACUUCAAGUAAUUUUCAAAGAUUUCUUAAAUAUAUUCACAUGUCCAAGCUGGCAAGUCACCGUGGAGGAGUUACCACCUAAAUAAAAAGACAAAUAGAAAAGACGAGAAAAAACAAAUAUAUUUAUAGCUAGUAUUAAAAUAAAAUUUUAAUAUAUAUAUUUGUAGAAUUAAAGAAUUAAGCUAUGCUAUUAAGUCAACAAAAUAAGACAUACUAGGCUCAUGUGAAACUAGAAGAAAAAAGAAACAUCUUAAUGAUUUUGUUUAUAUACUGAGCCAACUAACAUAAUAAUUAUAACAAAAAAAAUCGACAACUACAGGAACUCCCAUUAUAUGAUACAAUGCGAGCUAUCCCUAGACUCAAUACCAAGAAGAAGGUAAAUAAAACUUGUUGAUUACACGAAACGAAAGAAGAAACAAAAGAACGCUAAGCUCUAGAAGAAAAAAUUAACGUCAGAAAAUUAUUCUAAAAUGACGAAAAUAGGCAAUAAUGUAUACACAAAGUUGCGUUAGAACGUGGUUUAGAAUACCCUAUACAAAGAGGAUUAAGACUAGACAGUCAUAUUUUUGGUGGUGGUCGAAUGGCAAAAAUAUGAUUGCUACACGUGGUCAUUCAGAAAAUAGGACGAUGAAAGGAUUGCUUAGCAGCGCAAAAUGGAAAGAAGUGUUUGGCUUAAAGACAUCGAAUAAUAUUAUUAACAUAAGAAUCAAAAGACUCAAUUGGCAUUGGGCAGGACAUGUUUGUAGGAUGACUAUCAAUAGAUGGACAAAACGUUUGACAGAGUGAUUAACGAAGAAGAAGAAAAGAAAGAAGUAACUAAACAAAAAAUGGAGAAAAUUUUUCAGCCAUAGAUGUGGAUCUCAUUGGAUGCAAAGCCACGGGAAAGACAUGUAUGGACAGGUUUAGUCCCACGCAUCAGAGGCGACUUCUACAAACAUUCAUUGAUAUUUAUUUAAACAUCUAAACAAAUACUUAUGUAUUAUAAUUCUUUAUAUCCCUUUACUCAAUAUUAUUACAAUCUAUGAUAAGUAUUCAUGUAAAGAAUAGUUAUAGUAGAAAUAAAGAACUUUUUUAUUUACUUAAAUCUAGUAUUUUACUAAUUAUCGUUUAAAUAUUUUUUUUUAAAUAAUAGAAUCAGUCAUCUAAUUCUUCUGAUCCGGCAAUAGCAAACCAAUGACAGGUUCUCAUUUAUGCCUUGAAUUUCUACUAUCUCUAAGCAAAACGAAUACAUUCUAAAAUAUAGUUACCAAAAUUACAAACUCUCCAACAGCAGGUGAGCAUCUGCUAACAAAUUUGAGCCAAAUACCUCGGAAUCUACGGCCUGAUAAUUUAGCCUACAAGGCUGUAAAUAACUUAAAGCAAUAAUUAUAGAAAAUAAUAAUAUAUACAUUUAUAAUUGAUUAAAAUACGAGUAUAUAGUAACUUAAUAAAUACUUAUAGGAUUCCAAUUAUAAAUACCCUUACACAAUUCCAAUCAAUUUGAAAUAAUAAAACAUUUCCAUAAUAACGUCAGUAAUUGUAUAUUGAAACAAUCAAAAUUAUAGGUUAUCAUAUUCGUAUCGGUUCCAUCAAACCAAUAACAAAAAUGAAUUCGAUGAACGUUAUAUAUUCCGUCACUAUUAGGAAUAGAUCAGUAUAUUUCCAACAUCUAACAUUCCAUAACAUCAUUUCAAGAUGUUCUACAAAAGUGAUUUUGCUGUGCAAUAUUAUGACAAAAAGCUAUUUUUUGUUAAUAGAAACGCAUUUACAGUAACCUCAAAUAAUAAUAAAGAAGAUAAAACUAUAAAUCGAUAUUCCUUAGCGUAUACCAUGAAGUCUCUUUCAUAUUUAUCAUCACUGUUUGGCAUGAGUUAUAUUAAAUAUAGCAAAUACGGUAUCAAAAAAGUUAAUAAAUUUAACAAAAUCUAUUGUUUAAUUAUUAUAAUAUCGUUCAUAACUUGGUAUGUUAUAAAUAAUAUUCAUAUUAUGAAAACAGGGCAACUCGUAGCAGAUUUGCCUUUAAUUAUUAUUACAAAAACUUUUGGAGUGAUGGAAAUUGUAGAAAUUGUACAUAAUACGUUCAUUACAACCUUUAAGAACAGUGCUUAUUUCUUAAGAUUGAUAAAAACAAUUGACAGUAUUGAUGACCAUUUCCAAAGAACUAAAAAACAUUUUAUUAAAAGUCGUAUAUUCGCAAUUGUAAUGACCAUAUUACCCUUUCUAUUUUUUUCUUUAAAAUAUUUGUUAGAAAAUUAUAAGCCAUGGGCCAUAAUGCCCUCCUUUACAUUUACAUUUGAGAUGGUUCAAAGCGUAAAUUGUUUUUUUUACGUAACCGUCAUAUAUUCAAGAUUUUUAAAUUUUAAUUCAAUAUUUUUGAAGAAAGCUGAGGGAAUGUCUUCUUCGAAAAAACUUAUUUUCAAAGAUAAUUUGUAUGCAAAAGUUAUAAAGAAAAUGCUCAGUGAUCCGGUUCAAACCGAAUUCAAUAAUGGCUAUUGUUGGUUUGAACUCAUGCAAAUAUAUGAUAAAAUCUCUGAAUGUAUUUAUCUUUUCAACAAAAUUUACGCGAAUCAGAUAUUGCUUAUGUUCAACACAUGGCUUUUAUCGUCUAUGCUUGUGAUUUGCAGGAUUACAUCUCCAACAUUACAGUACAUUGGCGCAGUUAAAGCGGAUAUAUAUUAUUAUUUUUUCUUAAGCAUUCGACCAAUUUUUGUAACUUUUAUGAGCGAAAAACUUACUGACGAAAGAAGAAAAACGCGAAUGAUAAUCGAACAUAUUUUAAUUUACCAUGAUUUGAAUCCAGAAUACCGCAAACAGAUGGAAAUUAUGAUGGAUUUAUUAGAAACGAGAAAAACUCAUUUGUCAGCAAAUGUAGUUCCGAUUAACUUAGACGCUAUGUUAACAUUCGCGGGCCUUAUUCUUUCUUACGCGGUUGUAUUAAUACAGAUAUUCUACUUAAAAUAAAAAUAAAAUAUUAUGCGUGUU
Messenger RNA from Nymphalis io (European peacock), 3681 nucleotides. RefSeq lists its product as uncharacterized. The coding region runs from base 2395 to 3660 and encodes 421 amino acids. Gene Ontology annotation, cellular component: membrane. Gene Ontology annotation, biological process: sensory perception of taste. The transcript is spliced from 7 exons. The record is from RefSeq and is a predicted model, not a curated record. Lineage: Eukaryota; Metazoa; Arthropoda; Insecta; Lepidoptera; Nymphalidae.